Fusarium coffeatum is the source of this 255-nucleotide messenger RNA. RefSeq lists its product as uncharacterized. Lineage: Eukaryota; Fungi; Ascomycota; Sordariomycetes; Hypocreales; Nectriaceae. The record is from RefSeq and is a predicted model, not a curated record. The transcript has a single exon. Bases 1 to 255 code for a protein of 84 amino acids.
AUGUCCCCCAAAGUAGAUACCAACGAUUCUCAUGAGCGCUCACCUGACCUCAUUACCACGCGACCUAAUGCGAACCAUGCCGAGAUCCACGACGAAAAAGUCCGCCGGGUGAAUGAGCUUGCACACCUGAAGAAGCUUGCUGCCGAUGCGCAGCGCGAAUUAGCUGCGGCCGAACGACGUCUUCAAAAGGCUAAAGGGUCAUAUUCCGGUGUUGCUCGAUGUGGUAACAAACCCGAAGACAAGACUGCCUCAUAA